Messenger RNA from Coccidioides immitis RS, 2425 nucleotides. RefSeq lists its product as uncharacterized. Gene Ontology annotation, cellular component: mitochondrion. The record is from RefSeq and is a predicted model, not a curated record. The coding region runs from base 1 to 1713 and encodes 570 amino acids. The transcript is spliced from 3 exons. NCBI's taxonomy places the organism in Eukaryota, Fungi, Ascomycota, Eurotiomycetes, Onygenales, Onygenaceae.
AUGGCUAAGCGUUUACGUGGCACAAUAUUCUCUAGUAUUUUUCAGUUACGCCCAGCCCUCCACGAACCAAGCAUAGCACCCACACGUGCUCUUUCGGCAGCCCAAAGGAUGCCGGAACCUUGUGACUUGUUCGAGUACACGACCGGACGAUGGAUCUAUAAUGACGCGUUGAGACAUCGUGAGAGGAGACGUGCUUUCAACGUCUCUGAAUUGAAGCGCCUUGCUGCCCUAGCGGUUCAGCAGAAGGAAGACGACGUCACUGGCUUCGAGAAGCUUGCCGAAGGAGGAUUCAACCGAAGUUUUAAGAUCACCAUGCGAAAUGGCUUCCAAUUUGUUGCGCGAAUUCCUUACCCUGUCACCGAACCAAAAUUCCUAGUGGUCGCAAGUGAAGUCGCAACGAUAGAUUUUCUCCGUUCCCAUGGCAUUCCAGUUCCUAAGAUUUUUGGUUACUCUGCCGUUGCAGAUAACUCUGCAGGUACAGAAUACAUCUUCAUGGAACUUGUCCAAGGACAAAACCUAGGUGAUAUCUGGUUUACUUUGUCUGAACAGGAGAGGAUAACGCUGGUCACAAAGCUCGUGGAGCUAGAGUCUCGUCUAUUUGGUUUACGGUUUCCAGCAAGUGGAAGUCUCUAUUUCUACGAUGACCUGCCAGCCCAUGACUACCCAGUCAUUGUUCCAAGCCCCAGCUCGACCCGCCGCUUCUGUAUCGGCCCCGAUACUUCGCUUGGUUUAUGGUUCGGGAAAAGACUCAACUUAUCCGUUGAGCGCGGGCCAUACCGGGAUUCUUUGGCAGUUCUCACCGCUGGGGCCACAAAAGAGAUUGCAUAUCUCAAAAGAUUUGGACGACCUCUUCAGCCAUUUCAGCGACUUCGCAGAGAGAUGUACAAUUACCAGGCCCAAUCCCACCUCGAACAUAUUGUAAAUCUGGAGAAAUACCUACAAAUUGCGCCUCACCUCAUACCGCGGGAUUGUCCUGCCCUUCAUCGUCCGGUCCUACGACAUCCUGAUCUUCAACCCAACAACAUAUUUGUUUCCAGUGACCUAGAAAUCAAAGGGUUAAUCGAUUGGCAACAUAGUACGGUUCUCCCAUUAUUUCUGCAAUGCGGCAUCCCACAAAGUCUCCAGAAUUAUGGUGACGAGAUCUCGGACUCACUACAAACCCCUACUUUACCAAGGAAUUUCGAUGAAUUAGAGGAGAUACAACGGUUCCAACAUGCGGAAAUUUUCCGCAAGCGUCAACUGCACUAUCUCUAUGUCAAAUUGACUGCGGAUAAGAAUCCUGAGCACUAUGACGCCUUGACCUAUCAUUUCAGCGCCUUAAGGCGGCGGAUUUUUCACCAUGCCAGUGACCCUUGGGAGGGUGAUAAUAUGACCUUGAAAGCGGAUUUAGUUACACUGUCGAAAAAUUGGGGAGAAGUAAACCGUGAUGCGAGAACACCUUGCCCAAUCUUCUUUUCAGGCGACGAGUCGAGCGAAUGUCUGCGACUGGCACGUGAACAAUCCGACGCUGAUGAACAAUUUCAGGCUUGCCAAGAAGCAAUUGGCGUUGCAAAUGAGGGAUGGGUGCCCGUUGCAUACUACGAUGAAGCAAAGGGACGCGAGAGAAAAUUAAAAGCGGACGCUCUUGAUGCUGCUGAAACAAAGGAGGAGAGAGCUAGAAUUGAAGAAAAUUGGAUUUUCGACGACUUUUGUGAGGAGGAUUACAUCAAAUAAUCAGGCUGCGCGCCCAACGGGUAUGGUCUGGCCCCAGUGGGCUCCGCCAGCCAAACUGUCAUUCUUCCUACUCUCCCUUGAGCUGGGACUCGUGAGAAGGGAAACAAAAAGUGGAGGGAUCGACAACUGCAUCUGAAUGCUAGCAGAGAAGGUUUUUGAAUUCAGCUUGUCUUCAAGCUCGUGCCGAUGCUAUCUUCUGCAGACUUGUCUCAAUUUCGCAAAGGCAAUCCUUGACCGCCCGUUGCUUGCGCGGCAAUUUCCUAGGAGAUCGACGCGGCCGGAACAAAAUCUCUUAUCACCAGUCCAAAGACAUUGUCGACAUGGAAAUUGUCAUGCCAGAUGCAAGACGCUACUAUGGCCUCGUCCUAGGGCAGUAGGGAAUCAGUCAGUUUAAGGUAGUUAGCUCUCGGUCGCAAAAAGCUUAGCUUACCGGGACGGUUGGUAAGUCCCGGAAUAGUGAAUUCCAAUCGGUGAUUGCGGCAUUGCUCUCUGUUUCUGAUAGGCCUCUCACACUCCAGUAGCCCGUUCGUAAUCCUUUACUAUAUCCCAGGGGCCUCGGCGGAAGUCCAACUUUGCAGGCCAGCUGAGGGAUCCAGGUACCGCAAGGCGACUGACCCGGGUUGUUGGUGGUGAACAUGUGAGAAAUCUUGGAUGUAUAUACUCCCCGAAGCCCUGUUGACUCUUAAUAAUCUAUUUUCAUCCCAAGUGUCAG